Chinchilla lanigera (long-tailed chinchilla) is the source of this 7206-nucleotide messenger RNA. It is a transcript of the gene Wdr37, whose product is annotated as WD repeat domain 37. Lineage: Eukaryota; Metazoa; Chordata; Mammalia; Rodentia; Chinchillidae. The record is from RefSeq and is a predicted model, not a curated record. Gene Ontology annotation, molecular function: protein binding. Gene Ontology annotation, cellular component: preribosome, large subunit precursor. The transcript is spliced from 15 exons. The coding region runs from base 2663 to 4183 and encodes 506 amino acids.
CAUGUACAUAACACAUGUUAAUUCUUUUUACUUAAGUUAUGUGGUUCUGAUAAAGAGAAAAGGUAUCAACUAUAUAGAUUAGAGACCAGUAAAAGUUAUUCACAGUACCUUCUUUUUCAUUUAUAUGUACUUUCUGUUAGCAGAGAUAGUUUAGAGGUAUGUUUGGUUGUUAAGUAGGGGUCUCCAACAUUUUAUCCAUUGAUAAUUACCCCAUUUUGUAAAAAUCUAGGUGUAGGUAAGAACAACAUAAGUUUCUUUAUCAUCAGGUAAACUUUUCUAGUCUUGAAGGAAACUUACAUUAGAAGAUCAAUCAUGCUUGCUAUAAAACAGCUGCCCACCUUUUAUCUCAUGGACAGUAUACAAACUAAUAAGCUGUACUCAAAAAUUAAAGAUGGUCACUUAAUACUAAAAAUGUCUUUCAUAGCGUUGGCGGCAUUUACUCUUUAGUACACUUCCAAUGUUAUGGAUGAGGGUCAGAAGACUUAGGUCAGCAAGUUAGUCUUGACAUGUCUUCCAAUACAAAUACAGAUAUGUACAGGGAGCAUGCCAUGUGAAAACUGAAGUUAUACUGCCAGUUGCCAAGAAUACCAAGAUUACUGACAAACUCUAGAAACUUGAGUGGCACAGAAUAGAUGUCCUCAGAACUCUCAGGAGGAAACAACCUGUUCAGCACCUUACUAUUGAAUUCUAAUCUCCAGAACUGUAAUACAGUAAUUCUGAUUAAGCCAUCUAAUUUGUGGUAUUUUGUUACUGCCUCCCUAUCAAACUAAUACACUGUGAAAACAAUAUGGGCUUUGACAUCUACGUGUUAUUCUGUUUUCCUGCACACUAUCUUUUUGACUUUUGACAAAUCAUUUCGGCAUCCUUGUACUUAACUAAAAUUCACUUUGGAAUAGUGACUUCAAUUUUAUAGUUCUGGAGAUUAAACAAGCUUCAAAAUGUAUAAAUUGAUGGCCCUCAAAACUUGAUUCCUUCUGUUUUUUUUUUGAUACAAUGCACUCAAUUAUUUUAAGUGGCUUUUGUGGAAUCCUAAAUAUGUCAAAUAAAAAUUACUUCUAUCUACAAUAUCUUAAAGGUCACUGAAACUGUGGGUGCUAUAUUGCAAAUAUAAAAUCGUAUAGUAAAAUGUUAGUUAAGUAUGAUAUUGUGGUUUACAAAGCUUUCUGCUACUAUCCCCAGCAGAAUGUAUUGUGCAGCAUUUUUUGCUAAAUAAAAUUGUUACUUGAAUGUUACAGCCUCCAAGUUUGAAGAAAAUUAUUUACUUAAGGAGUCAAACAUAAUUUCCUUACUUCAGCUUACAGAAUUGGUUCAAGUCAUAAGCGUUCUACAAAAUUACUUAAUGUGGAAUUAACUUCAAGUCUUAUGUACAUUUUUAAAGUUAUCUGAAUCACCAACUGUUCCAUUUUUUCUUGUGCAACAAACAUAUUACUGCUUGUUAAAUCAGAAUCUUUAGUUUGAUUUUUAAAGGAAAGAGCAAAAAUGUUGACCCACAUAGAACAAAAAUGGUUUCAUGUUCUUGAUUUACUCUAGGUGAGCUUUCAAGGCGCAGCUGUUUAUAAAGCGGAGAUACAGUUUAUGUAAUGGGCCCCGUUUAUUAUGUACUUCUGACAACCUAGAUUUAAGAAAAAAAGCUGCUGAUGUCCCACCUUUUGCAGCCAACAGCUGAUUCUGUUGUCUCUCUUUAGCCAAUGGUGAGCAAAUAUUUCAGAAGAAAACUGGGUGAGUCAUCUUCUGCAGAUAAGCUGCAAUAUUAAUAGUUCUGUCUCCAUCAGGCUUCCCUGCAGCCAAAUAGGAAGAUUCCCAGAGAGCUGUACCCAGCGAAGCGAUUCACAGCCUUUAAGCGGUUUGGAUUGGAAAGCCUUUCAAACUGAUUAACAGUUAUAAACAGUGUACUCGACCGACCUUGCACUUUAAGGAAUUAUUUUUUCUUUUCUUUCUCAGUUCUUAGGUUUGAGCGAGGUUUUAGGAAUGGACUUAAAACCCGCCUGACCGUGGACCCCCAACCGGAGCCACUGCUGCGGUGAGUAGACUUGAUCCGACAAGAGUCCGGGUACGCUUUUUCACGUUUUACAGGGCCCUACAGAGGCGAUCCCCUGCUCCAUCUGUGCACUGCAUUUUGGGGGAGGUACAGCUCUGGGGUCUAGAGGGUCUGGGUCCCCAGAAUCAUCACGAGGCUCUGCAUAAAAAUCAAACACGCCUGCGCCACCAGGGAGCGCUGUGCUCGCCCCCCGCUUCCAGGGUCACUCGCUCAGUCCACGCUUGCGCCGCCUUAGGAGGAGCUGGGGCGGCAAGGCAGCUGAGAGGUCAAGGACACAGAGACAAAGCCUAGAAAAGAUAUCCAUAGGCGCGGCGGAGCAGAGACCAACGGAGAAAACCAAACGGAACUUCCGGUGGUCCGGGUGGGGCGGGACUUCCGUGGCGCCGGGCGUGGGGCGAGGCCGAGGCGGGAUUUCCGGAGGUGCCGGAAGUGGGGGUGCGCCGGAUUGGGGUCGCCGGGUCGCGUCCGAGCGGGGUCUGUCGGUGUCUUGCCCCUCUGCCGCUACAUCCGGAGUGCCGUGUCUUGGGCACCUACUGACUCAGUGCAACGUGCGCUGGCUUCGGUGAGUGUGGCAGCUGUUACAGCAUAUUGCAGAAGUGACCAGGACACUACCUUCUAGAAGUAAUGCCCACAGAAAGCGGAAGUUGUUCAACUGCUCGUCAAGCAAAACAAAAACGCAAAUCACAUAGCCUUUCUAUACGAAGAACUAACAGCUCAGAACAGGAGAGGACAGGCCUACCAAGAGAAAUGUUAGAAGGACAAGUAAUUGCAUCUUGUGGUAACCCUUUCAAGGAUUCUAAACUGCCUUCCUCAGUUCGUAGUACACUUCUGGAACUGUUUGGUCAAAUAGAAAGAGAAUUUGAAAAUCUUUAUAUUGAAAACUUAGAAUUGCGUAGAGAAAUUGAUACUCUUAAUGAACGCUUAGCUGCUGAAGGACAAGCGAUUGAUGGGGCAGAACUGAGUAAGGGCCAACUCAAGACAAAAGCUAGUCACAGUACCAGUCAGCUUUCCCAGAAACUAAAGACCACUUACAAGGCUUCCACCAGCAAGAUUGUGUCUAGCUUUAAGACCACCACAUCGCGGGCUGUCUGCCAGCUUGUGAAGGAGUACAUUGGCCACAGAGAUGGCAUCUGGGAUGUCAGUGUUACAAGGACACAGCCUGUGGUGCUUGGGACCGCGUCUGCUGAUCACACAGCUUUGCUGUGGAGCAUAGAGACAGGGAAGUGUCUUGUCAAAUAUUCAGGCCACGUGGGUUCAGUAAAUUCUAUAAAAUUUCAUCCCUCAGAGCAGUUGGCUCUUACUGCCUCUGGCGAUCAGACUGCUCAUAUUUGGAGAUAUGUGGUACAGCUGCCGACACCCCAGCCUGUUGCCGACACUAGUCAGCAAAUAUCUGGAGAAGAUGAAAUAGAAUGCUCAGAUAAAGAUGAGCCUGAUAUCGAUGGAGAUGUGUCCAGUGACUGCCCUACCAUUCGGGUUCCAUUGACCUCUCUCAAAAGCCACCAGGGAGUGGUCAUAGCUGCUGACUGGCUCGUUGGAGGGAAGCAGGCAGUGACAGCCUCAUGGGACAGAACGGCGAACCUGUAUGAUGUCGAGACUUCCGAACUUGUUCAUUCUCUCACAGGGCAUGAUCAGGAGUUAACGCACUGUUGUACACACCCCACCCAGCGGCUUGUGGUGACCUCCUCUCGUGACACGACUUUCCGUCUCUGGGAUUUCAGGGACCCUUCCAUUCACUCUGUAAACGUGUUCCAAGGACACACAGACACUGUGACCUCAGCCGUGUUCACCGUGGGAGACAAUGUUGUUUCAGGCAGUGAUGACCGCACAGUAAAAGUCUGGGAUUUAAAAAAUAUGAGAUCUCCAAUUGCAACCAUUCGCACAGACUCUGCUAUUAACAGGAUCAAUGUGUGUGUUGGCCAAAAAAUCAUAGCCCUUCCCCAUGACAACCGACAAGUGCGAUUGUUUGAUAUGUCAGGAGUACGACUAGCACGGCUUCCCCGGAGCAGUCGACAGGGCCACAGAAGAAUGGUGUGCUGCUCAGCGUGGAGUGAAGAUCACCCCAUAUGCAACCUGUUCACCUGUGGGUUUGAUAGGCAAGCCAUUGGUUGGAACAUCAACAUUCCUGCAUUGUUACAAGAGAAAUAAGGUUGCCAUUGUUCCUUAAUUUUGUAGUUUGCCAUGGACUUUUGAUUCAUGCAGGCUUUUCUGCAUAUUAAUCAGCCAUUUUUGUGAGAGUUUGACCCUGGGAAGGGUGCUUUAUAUAUGUUAUUUUCACAUUGUGCCCAGCUUGCAUGAAAUGUACAGAAAAAUGUGUGAUCAUAUUUUUUAUUUUUGUCUCAUGUAUAUAUAUUGGCAUCCUCUGGUCAGUAGAAGUGAAGCUCACCUCCCAUGUAGCACAUACAGUGCUUGUAAGUUGUUGACAUUUGAGAGAAAAACAGUAGGGCAUUACAUUUGUGUGAAUUAAAUGUGAACCUGUGUACUUAUUGUGAGGCAUAAACGGUCUGUUGCAUUUUCUGGAAUAAUUAUACACACCUACCUUGUACUGGGAAGAUUGCAGAACUGCAUUUGCGUUAGCUAGUGAGUGGCAGGAAUCAUCAAAGAUUUCACGUUUACUUCUGUAUGACAUUUUAGCAUGUGCUGUUGUAUAAUUCAGUUUUAACUUUUUAAUUUCUGUUGUAGUUCUGUAAAAAUAACCUGGAUUUGCAACAUUCAGUUUGUUUCGAAAAUGUUUCUCCUGUUUUUAUAGAAAAUCAUUUCAAUCUCCUGAGGUCUCAUACUAUCAAAUUCUACAAUAUAAUGAUUCUAAUCACCGGUUUUAGAUACAAAGCAAAAUUUAAAGCACUUUAGUUUAUAGCUGUGGUUAUAAACAGUUUUUAGAAGUUUCAAAUGAUAUCCAUUGAAUGUGACUUGACCUUUAUAAGAAGGCCCUGCUACCUGAAUGCAAAUUCUUAUUUAUUUUUUACAUCUUUGGUUUGCAUAUUUCUAAAUGGGUUCACUUCCUUGGUGGUAUUUGAGAGCCAACAAUGCAAAUAAAUGAGUACUACCUCAAAAAUAAAUAUUUGGAAAACCUUGGAGUCUCACUGUUACAUAGCUAAAGCACUUUUGAUUUAUAGCUGGAAUACUGAAUUCAAUUUAGAAGGCAAGAAAGACAAUCAUACCAAAUGUACCCUGAAGGUAAAAGGUUCUUCAAUUAGGCUAAUAAGAUGAUUACCAUAACAUCUAGUUCACAGUUAACAAGAUACUUUUGUCUUGAGUAGCUGGGAUACCUCUCAGUGCCAAUCCUCCUAUUGUGCAAGUGAGCCUGUUAUUCUUGUCUUCUUAGAAAUUACCAUUCAUCUGAUACUUGUAAGUUAAUGUUUCUUGUUGAGUUACAGUUUUAGUAAAGAGACAUCUCACUUGCUGCCCCUCAUAUUUGUAUUGUAACCCUUUAUAUAUGGCCACUUGGAGGCUGGUCACGUGAAGAGGCACAGGAAGGAGGGUAAUAUUUAAAACUAUCCAGGUGGCACACUCCCUACCCCUCCCACUUCUUGUGCUUGCCGUUGUUUGCUGGUGACCUAGAGGGCGACACAGUUGGUAACUGGUUGGUAGCCACCAGAUAAGGUGUAGUACUGUAGUACAUAGGACAUUUGAGUGUUCUUUGAUGGAACAAGGACAAGAGUGAGAAAUGCUUCAUUAUUGGCAUAUUUUGUAAGGGUCCCACAGGAAUUGAUCUUAAGAACUUCAAAUAUGAAUCAUUCAGAAUGAUUCUGAAAUGACUGGUGUAGGCAGGAAGGAGGGUCCCAGGAAUAACCAAUAAUGAUGUAGUAUAGAAUUGAGGUUGCUAACCAAGGGACAAACCAUGAAUGUUUUAGAGUAAUUGUAUUUUGUAAAUUCAAAAAUUUAUUGUUUUUAAAGUCCAGCAUUUUCUGAUCAUUAGUUCUGACCACAGUGUUUUUUGAAUACUGAAGUCAAUCUAGUCACUGUGGUUGAUUAGAAUUUCAAGUCUCAGCUCCUGCUAUCCUGAGUGUAUUUUGCUUGUACUGUAUCAAGGUCUGUGCUGUGUCCUAAUUUUACCUUAAAGUGAGGGAUGACUGCCACGUCCCCUUUCACUUCACUGCAUAUGCAAAGGCAGGAACAUAGAUGACUUCUAAUGAUGAGCUGCACAAGCUGUGUUCUUGGGUUCCUUAUAUUUUAAUUUGGAAGUGUAGAUGUCUUAGGAUGACAGGAACGUUGAAGAAUAUAUACAGAUAGCUAAAUCAAAAAUGGCUAAUUUCUGCCAGAUGAAAAUAUUUGGAAGCUUUUUAAAGUACGUGUUUAUGAUAGCCAUUUAGUUCUUUGCAGAGUAGUGACCUUCACUGCCAAUAGCUGCUCAUCUUCUCUUGCUAAUUGGAGGGACCAGCCUGUGAUACCAGAAUUGAGGCUCUGCAUUCAUUUCUAUGAGUGUGGAAGACCCUAACGGUGCUUAAGCAGAGUUCUCAGGAGCAGGAUGUGACUUGCUGUUAACUACUGUGUCAUCUUGGGGCUGGGGAUUUAGCUCAGCGGCAAAAGCGCCUGCCUGGCAAGCGCAAGGUCGUGAGUUUGGUUCCCGGUACCGGAGAAAAACAAAAACAAAACAAAACAAAAAAACUACUGUGUCAUCUUCUAACGUGAUUUUAUCUCACUGCUGCUGUGGCCCUAGGUAUUAUUGUUUUCAAGGGAUUAGGAACAGUGCAUGCAUGCUAAUGCAUGCGUGUGUGCGAGUGUGUGUUUGUGUGCAUGUGGCUAAAAUUAAGUCAUGUUACCAGCCACAUGUGAUCUCAUCUGAAAUAGUGUUUGGAAGUAGGAACACUAUUAUGUGCUGACAUGUCCAGAAUUUCAUUUAAUGAAGGAAAAUGUGUGAAUUUAAAAAUGUAUGUUGAUACAAAACUUCAUAAGAGGAUUUGUUGUUAGACCAAACAGGACUUUUUCUCAAACACUGCACACCAGUUUCUGUAAAGUGUUCUGUACGUAUUUUUGAUCUGAAGACUAUGUAAAUCAUUUGUUAGUUAAAUCUGUGAAAACCAAUUUGGAGGAAAAAGUACGCAUUUAUAAGUGUCCUGUGGAAUCAGUUAUUUUUAUUGUAUUGAUAUAAUUGUUUUUAAGUGUUCAAUGUCUUCAUUGCAAUAUGAAAUUCAUUAAAACAUCCAUGUUCCAUAAUUACUAUUAUAAAA